GAUUUUCGUUGGGACAUGGAAUGUGAACGGUAAAGCACCUCCAACCGAUGUAGAGAAUCUGAAGAGGUGGCUGAACUGUUCCGACGAACCACCUGAUAUUUAUGCGAUCGGCUUUCAGGAAUUGGAUCUCAGCAAAGAGGCUUUCAUAUUCAACGAAACAGUACGUGAAGCGGAAUGGCAAAAGGCUUUGGAAUGGUCAACGCACCCGAAGGCAAAGUACAGACUUGUGGGUAUCGUUCGACUGGUUGGAAUUCAAUUAGCCGUGAUGAUCAAUUACACUCACUUCGAGCACGUGAGCAAUGUCGCCGUGGAUUACGUGGGUACCGGUAUUUUAGGGAAGAUGGGAAACAAGGGCGGAGUAGCGGUCAGCUUUCAAUUACACAACACGACCCUAUGCUUCGUCAACUGUCAUUUGGCCGCUCACGUUGAAGAAGUUGAGAGACGUAACCAGGAUUACAAUGAUAUUAACACGAAGAUCAACUUCAAAAGACAUCCUCAAGCAAUCAAAGAUCAUGAUCAAAUUUAUUGGUUGGGCGAUAUGAAUUAUCGGAUCCGGCGUUUAGAUACUCACGAAGUCAAAAAACACAUCGCGAUGGGCGAUUUGAAUACAAUUUUGUGCCAUGAUCAGUUGAAUCAAGAGAAGGAACGCGGAAAAAUACUAGCGGGAUUCGAAGAAGGUGAUAUUAAUUUCCAACCUACUUACAAAUACGACGUGAAUUCGGAUAGGUAUGAUAGCAGUGAGAAGGCGAGGGCUCCCGCUUGGACGGACCGGAUUUUCUUUAAAGGCAAAGGCAUUUACCAGCAACUCUACAGAUCGUUCAUGGAAUUGAAGAUCAGUGAUCACAAACCGGUGAACGCGCUCUUCCGUUCGGAAAUCGGCAUCGUCAAUCGAGAAAAAUAUAGACGGAUACACGAGGAUCUGCUGAAGAGCAUGGAUAAACUAGAGAACGAGUUCUUGCCACAAGUAACAAUAGACAGUACAGACGUCGUCUUCGACACUGUUAAGUUUAGGGAGCCUCAAGCUAAAGAUAUUAUAGUAGCAAAUACGGGAAUGGUACCAGUUGACUUUAAGUUCAUACAAAAGAACGAUGAGAAAUCUUAUUGCAAGGAGUGGCUCAGAAUCACCCCGUUUUGUGGCAGGAUCAAUCCAGGUGAAAAAUCGGAUAUACGUUUAGAAAUUAAUUUAGAGCAAGCCCUACAGUCGCUUGACGAUAUUCUUGUGUUACACUUGGAGGGUGGAAAAGACUUAUUUAUUACUGUUUCGGCCAAAUGCCAAAGAUCUUGCUUCACCAUGUCCGUCUCUACUCUCUGCAGAUGUCCGGUGCCUAUACUUAAUCUAACGCCGGAACAACUUAAACAUGCCGAGAAUGGUCAAUCUCAGGUUCUGUACUCGGUUCCCAGAGAGCUUUGGUUGCUCAUCGAUUUCCUUUACAGAAAGGCGCUUAAAACUAGAGACUUAUUUGAAUCUUCCGCUUUGCACGAAGAAAUGAAGAAAAUCAGGGAAUGUUUAGACAGUGGAACUUUAGAUCAAAUCUCUGAUAGUCCAUACGCUGUAGCUGAAUCAUUAUUAAUAUUCUUGUCAUUCACCAAGGACCCAGUGGUGCCCUACCAUUUACAUAAGAGAUGUAUCGAAGCUUGCGAAAGCUUCGCUCAGUGCAAAGAAAUCCUUGAACAAUUCCAUAAAUUGGAGCGUAACGUAUUCUUGUACGUGUGUAUGUUCUUGCAAGAUCUUCUGAAGUAUUCUGUGGAUAACGGUUUGGAUUGUCAUGGAUUAUCUAUAAUCUUUGGGGAUAUUUUGAUGAGGACACCGAUGAGGAACACACCGAAACCUCAUUGCCGGAAGAAGACGAGGUUCAUCGAACAAUUCCUAACCAACGACUUGUCCGAUUUGAUUCAAGUUAACAAGCAAUAGUCACGAUAAUAUUCUUACACAUUCAAUUGCAAGAAAUGCCGAAGUCAUUCACUUAUGUACUAUUUAAAUACAUAUGUAACAUUUGAAAUAGCUUAUUUUGUGAUUUGAGCUUUUUUUUUCAUUUGAUAGUCGGCAUCUUUAUUUUUUUUUAUGUAUGUACAUAUAUGU
Molecule: messenger RNA, 2080 nt
Organism: Nicrophorus vespilloides
Lineage: Eukaryota; Metazoa; Arthropoda; Insecta; Coleoptera; Silphidae
Gene: Ocrl
Product: type II inositol 1,4,5-trisphosphate 5-phosphatase
Exons: 10
Biological process (GO): signal transduction; phosphatidylinositol dephosphorylation
Cellular component (GO): membrane
Molecular function (GO): phosphatidylinositol-4,5-bisphosphate 5-phosphatase activity; inositol phosphate phosphatase activity
Source: RefSeq, a predicted model, not a curated record